This is a messenger RNA of Gloeophyllum trabeum ATCC 11539, 1086 nucleotides long. RefSeq lists its product as uncharacterized. Lineage: Eukaryota; Fungi; Basidiomycota; Agaricomycetes; Gloeophyllales; Gloeophyllaceae. The transcript is spliced from 7 exons. Bases 1 to 1086 code for a protein of 361 amino acids. The record is from RefSeq and is a predicted model, not a curated record.
AUGGCAUUGUUCUCUGGUAAAGCCCCACCGUCCCUACCACCAUCCAACGCGCUUGGGUACGACUGGGACGACCGUGGUGAUACAGUCAAGUACGGCGGCGAUAUAGCGCGCACCAAGGAAGACAGGCGCAAAGCGUCCUGGUUCUUCUGCAGUGGUCCGGACGACCCAUGGGUGCCCAUCCUCACGCAGCAGGCGAUUGUCGUAUUCCACGCAUCCUGGAUCACCAAUACGGUGAAGGAGAACUUCGCUGUUGCACUCGGAAAAUACGUUCUAGAUGAUCGCUUCGAAGAGCUCAACCAGGAGGCGGCUCUGGACCACUGUCACUCCGUGCUGCCUGUUACCAAUAAGCUGCCUACGCCUGUCUCUUCUGACUAUGACUACCGGACGACUCACGCGACGAGUGACGCGGAUACCGCUUCUCCCAGCAUGAGCUGUGCUCGCGGAUUUGCCUUGAAACGCAAGGUACAAUACGACAACUAUGGAGAGGUCACUCCUGGACCCGUGAAGUGUUUUCGUCUGGCGAGUUCUGGCGACAUCGUGUCUGGCGAUCUCAGCAACACUCGGAAGUAUCUCUCGCGCUCAGAUAAAAACAGCGACGUCCAGUCUACCCCUGUGCAAUCUGAUGACUCCAAUAGUUCUCGUGGCUCUCCGGAUCUAAACUCUACAAGGCCCCAGACUGCUAUGCGCCCAAGGCCUGCUGUUCGAAUUGUCGACCUCUCCCGCUCGCAGGUUCCGGUCCAGGAAAGGGCAAGGGCGCAACCGCAAGGAAACGAGCUCUUCAAGCGCCUCUAUGGGACACAAGCUUCGUCUUCACGUCCGGUCCCUUUCAAUGCGCCAAAGAGAAACCUCGAGGCGCCCCUCAAACCCAAGUCGUCCUCGGUGUCUGAGAGGUUCUGGGACACCCUCCGAGUUACGCCUUCUUCCCCGGACUUUCCUAUCAAGAUGUCGAUGGAGGACGCGCUGGCUGCGCUGCGGGAAAGCAAGAUACGGACGGACGAUGUGGUAGUCUUCGCCGCGGGGGAGAGGUUCCGCGGGAAAGAGUUUGCAUGUCUUGAUGUUGGGUCGUCGAGGCGGCAGACGUUCUGA